Molecule: messenger RNA, 2170 nt
Organism: Drosophila sulfurigaster albostrigata
Lineage: Eukaryota; Metazoa; Arthropoda; Insecta; Diptera; Drosophilidae
Gene: Poxn
Product: paired box pox-neuro protein
Exons: 4
Coding region: 397-1848 (483 amino acids)
Biological process (GO): anatomical structure development; regulation of transcription by RNA polymerase II
Molecular function (GO): RNA polymerase II cis-regulatory region sequence-specific DNA binding; DNA-binding transcription factor activity, RNA polymerase II-specific
Source: RefSeq, a predicted model, not a curated record
UUACCGAUCUGAUUCCCCGGCUUGAAGAGCGUGCGCAGAGAUUUCGUGGAAGCCGUAAAAAAGACCAAAACCAUCUCCCCAGCUACCAACUCGGACGGGAGAGAACGUCUCUUGGCAUCUUGGCAUCCACAAACACAUACAAUCCAUCAACUGCAGUAACAGCAAACAUCAACAGCAGCAACAACGAACAGCAGCAACAUUAACAUCAACAUCAACGUCAACAUCAACAUCAACAUCAACAACAGCAGCAGCAGCAACAGCAGGCAACAACGACUCGCGUGGUUUUAUGGCGUUCUUCAAAUUUGAUUAAAAUUCGACGAUUAAGCAAAACUUUAAACCAAAACCAAUAUCACAUAGUUUACGCAGGCGAUUCACUUUGCUGUCGGAUUUCAAGCCAUGCCACAUACAGGUCAGGCGGGUGUCAACCAGUUGGGCGGAGUCUUUGUCAAUGGGCGUCCUCUGCCGGACUGUGUGAGGCGUCGCAUCGUUGACUUGGCUCUGUGCGGAGUCAGGCCUUGCGAUAUAUCGCGUCAAUUGCUGGUCUCCCAUGGCUGCGUUUCGAAAAUUCUGACGCGAUUUUACGAGACGGGCUCCAUAAGACCGGGAUCGAUUGGUGGCAGCAAGACCAAGCAAGUGGCCACGCCCACGGUGGUGAAGAAGAUCAUACGUCUGAAGGAGGAGAACAGCAGCAUGUUUGCCUGGGAAAUACGCGAGCAGCUGCAGCAGCAACGCGUUUGUGAUCAGAGCUCCGUGCCCUCGAUUAGCUCUAUCAAUCGCAUAUUGCGCAACAGUGGCCUGUGGACCGAUGAGAUGACUUCCAGCCAACAGAACGCUGCAGCAGCGGCAGCAGCAGCGGCGGCGGCAGCGGCAGCAGCUCAUCACAGUGAUUAUGCCACACCGUCGCAACUCUAUGCGGCAGGCGGUGGUGGCAAUGCGGUGGCAGGUGCAAUGCAACGAGCAACGCCCACAUCAGCCACAACGUCGUCCACAUCGUCGUUGGCCGGAUCAGCCUCACGCUACAGCAAACCACCGGCAUCGCCUUCAUCAUCAUCAUCCUCGGCAGCAGCAGCAGCAGCAGCGGGACCGAAGCUCUUACCUAGUCACGGGAAUGCUGGUCACAGUCAUGCGCUGACUGGCGCUGUGUCCAGCCAACUGGGUGGCUUGGAUCUCAGCUACUCGGCACUGCACAAGCACUGGCUGUGGAAUCCCUCCCUCCUCUAUUACACCCAGGCACACAUGCAGGCUGCCCAGGCAGCGGCUGCCACAGGGGGUCAGUUCUUGCCUUAUGCCGGCAACUAUUUGCCACAUGGGGCAGCCAACAUUGCGGCAGUGGCAGCGGCAGCAGCGGGCAAUCAUUCGAUGAGUGGCGGCGGUUUCACCAAAUCGGAGAGUUCCAUUGAUUUGACCAAACCAUGCGCAAUGGGCGAUCCGUUGAGUGAUUGCGAUUCGGGCAAAUCGUCGCCGACAGCGUUGUCAUUGAUCUCGACUAGCGCCAGCAUCAACGACACUUUGAGCAACACCACCAACAAUAACAACAACACUAACAACAACAACAACAACAAUAGUCGCAAGAGGAAUCCGUAUUCCAUUGAGGAGCUGUUGAAGAAGCCCGAUAAGCGGCUGCGUCUGAGCAGCGAGGCGAGUCUUGAGGGAGCCACAGCCAAGCGUGAUAAUCUGGAUAGCAUAAGUUCGAGUUCCAGUUCCAGUUCGUGUGAGAGUCACAGCAACAGCAGCAACAGCAGCUCGAACAGCUCGGAGGAUGCGGCCAAUGCUUUGAGUAGCGACGCAAAGCCGCAGCUGAAUGUUGUGGACAUCGAGGAGGAUUGCAGUGUGGAGGUAGUUAAUUAACUUAAGUCACUCUUUGUCUCUCUCUCUCCCCUUCCUUAGCUUUGUCCCCAUAUAAUCGUGAUAACUAUUCGUAAACAAAAAAAAAAGAAUAAUGCUAGUUAGAAAUAUGUAAACUCUUUACUUGCAUCAUUUGAGAAGCUAUUACUUUACUUACAAAAUGUAUUUCAUUGUCAAGCAGCUACAUAAGUAAUUAUAAGUUUACUAUAAACAUUUAUUCAACAAAGUAGUCGCAAUUGUAUGCAAGCAUGUAAAUAAUAUAAGUAAAUGCUGUUUUAAUUAUAUCGUAUCGUACUUGAAUAUUUUAAAUAAAGUGCGCAUAAGU